Sphaerulina musiva SO2202 is the source of this 336-nucleotide messenger RNA. RefSeq names its product histone-fold-containing protein. The transcript has a single exon. Gene Ontology annotation, molecular function: structural constituent of chromatin; protein heterodimerization activity; DNA binding. The annotation marks the transcript as partial. The record is from RefSeq and is a predicted model, not a curated record. Lineage: Eukaryota; Fungi; Ascomycota; Dothideomycetes; Mycosphaerellales; Mycosphaerellaceae. Gene Ontology annotation, cellular component: nucleosome.
CGACGAACAAAGCCUAGUGUAGCUGCUCUUCGCGAGAUUAGGAGAUACCAGAAGACGACCGAGCUGUUAAUACGUCGACUACCAUUCCAGAGGAUCUGUCGGGAAGUUACUAUAGAUAUCGCAAGUAAAUCUUCGAGUAGCGUAUACCGGUUCCAAGCAGAGGCCCUCCUCUGUCUACAGGAAGCGACGGAAGCGUUUCUUACACUUGAGUUCGAAGUCUCUAAUAUGCUUGCAAUAUAUGCGAAACGAGUGACGUUGCAGCAAAAGGAUAUAGUACUUUGUCGAUGGAUUCGGAAGCGCUUCCUAGGGGAAAAUAACGGAAAAGAUGACUUUUAA